Molecule: messenger RNA, 4642 nt
Organism: Drosophila biarmipes
Lineage: Eukaryota; Metazoa; Arthropoda; Insecta; Diptera; Drosophilidae
Exons: 4
Coding region: 880-1536 (218 amino acids)
Source: RefSeq, a predicted model, not a curated record
CGGUGGGAACAUUUCUGAAUUAUUUGGACACAAACACAGUUUUUCUCGGGGACAUAUUGUUUUUAAAAAUUGUUUUGGGAGUUUAAAUACUAUUAGUAAAAUAUUAGUAUACAUUUUUAAAUUUCUUCAACAUUUUUGUAAGAAUUUGUGGAUGACCGGUGUCGCCAUCUACCGGUGAGAACCUUAAAAUUAUUUGGUUUUUCAUCGGCGAAACUUUCUCUUUCUGAAACAUUUUCUUGGAGUUCAUAAUAGUUCGUUAACAUAUAUUUCUAUAUUUCUUUUUAAGGAUUGAUUUCCAGUGGCGCCAUCUAUCGGUGGGGACCCUAGCUGGCUUGGUUUUGCAUCGGCUCAACUUCCCCUUUGGCGGAGCUUUUGCCGCUGUUAUCCUUGGCGCAUUCAACAGGCCUGUAAGCGGCGCUGUUCAGGACACAGCAACUUGUUGUCCUGCCGCUGUUAAGGAUUCGAAUCGCCCAUUCAAACUCAUUCGUCGAAAGACUCUCGUGCGGUUCGGUUCUCAGCCUCUGAAUUCAGCAGCCCAAGUCACAGUCGCAAGUCACUGGUCACUGGUUUAUGGUCACUGGUCUCUGGUCACAGAUCACCAUCGCACAGCCUCUGCUUCAGUAUCCGGUUUUCGAACAUUUUCGAAAGUGCUGAACAUUUUUUUUUUGGUUUUUGUGCUAAGCUAAGAAUCGGAGAAAUAUUUGCUUAGAGCUUUGGUGAGCCAAAAACGUUUUGAAUACCGUUUUUCAAUUCAAGAAACGACCGAGCCGAAGUGAAAGUGUGUGUGGCAAGUAUUUGAAUCCCAUUUGCGUUCCGAAUCGGAGAAGGAUUUAGUGGAGAAAGCUUAAGAGACAGAGAAAACACCGCAGUCAAAGAACCAUGCGUCGCUCCUCGUUCACGCCCGUCUUCAACCUGAGCACCCAGGAGCCGCUGAUCGUGGUGGAGGAGUCGCACACCGCCGAGGACGGCGACGAGCUCGAGGGGGCGGCCGGGGGCUGCGACCCCACCGCCGCCGGCACCCGGCGCUCCAAUAGCGACGACUCCGAGCCGGACUCGCCGGUGAACCCCUACCUGCUCUGCCCCUUCCCCGACAUGCAGCAGCGGCGCAAGCACUCGCUGCCCUCGCUCCAGAUCACCGAGGGCAUCACCGCCAGCCAGGUGCGCCGCCUGUCCGAGGUGGGCGGCGAGACCGGCGGGCUGAGUCCCAAGGAGGUCGAGUUCCUGGCCACGCUCUCGCAGAAGGCCAAUCCCUCGGCCGGCGGACGCCGCCACUCGGUGGUGACCAUCUCGGCGGUGCCGCCCACGCUCUUCGGCCGCAACCGCCGCGAGUCCAUUUCCGGAGUAUCCUUCAGUGGCAGUCGCCGGGGCAGCGUGAUCGCCGGGCCGCCGCUGACCGACCACCGCGGCAGCGUGCACAACUUGCAGCUGGACAUCAUGGACGGCAUCGUGCAGCAGCGGAAGACGCGCAGCGGCAGCGGCGUCUGGACCGCGCCCGUGCUGCAGGAGGCGGACAGCAAUGUGCCCGUGCAGACAUAAGCGGCGCAAGGACACGCAGGACCUGGGGGUGAGUGCAGGGGUGGAGGGGUGGACGAGCCGCGGACUGCUGGAAUCUCUGGCAUUUGCGGCUCGCGGCAGGAUGAUGGCUGGACGUACGGAUGGAUUGCGUGGACGUGGACACUGGGCAAUGCAAACAGACGCCCGGAUACGCCGCCACUCGAACUGCACUGGACCUUUAUUAACAUUCCGUGUGUUUGCCACCCAACCCCCACCCCCCUGCCGAUUUUCCGCCGGGAAAUUGCUUUUCGCGGCUGCCGCAUGAAGCAAACAAACAAACCACAAAACCACACGAAAAAAGGAGGAGUUCACACGAAAAUGGCAAGGAAUGGUGGGCGGGGUGCAGAAACAGAAAACAGAAAACAGAAAACAGAAAAAUAAGCAAAAAUUACACAAAAAACAAAAAGAGAAAAUAGAAAACUUCGAAAACGAAAACUGCAGUUGCAAACACAAAAGAGCGCGCUGGCGAGCAGAGUUUAAGAUGAGGAGAAAUGCGGGAACAGAAAAAUAGAGUUGGUUAAGCGGAAAAACAGAGGGGAAAGCACCGGUACAGCGCAGCGCGACCAUUUUGAUUGCCAGCAAUUUCGGCUAACACCUGCGCCAUGUGCCACGCCCACACCCACCCCCACGCCCACAACCCCAGCGCCCACAAUUACGACUUAAAAAUUGCCACCCCGUGCAAGGAUAAUUGCAAACAACAUUUAACAGGAGUGUUUGAGAAGAAGGACAAUGGAAACCGGACGACAGCAAGACAGCGCAACUCGAAGCCCUUCCCCGAAAAAUGAAAUAAUUCCCGAGCGGUCAAAAAGGAGCAAUCAACCAAAGUUCCACCACCAAUUUAAAGGCAAAAUACAACUCUAUGUAAUCACUUUAUAACAAAACAUUAAAUUAAAUCAAUAUAUUGUAUAUUCAGGAAUUGAUAAAUUAGUGAAUAACUAGCGCAAAUCGAAGGAAACGGAAAGGCGACUUAACUAUUUACCUAGGACCUAGUUACUCCUCAUUUUUUGGAUGUUGUGUAGAUGUGUGAACCAACCACCGCAUGGAAGAAGAAACCACCAAUGAAGACACUAAGAUACAAGCCCACAGACUAUUUAUCUACAGAGCAGAAGAAUCCCACUCGAUUAGGAUGUGGAAACCCUCAGGUGCUUUCGAUCUAGCUCGCCGUUCCAUUUUUCACUUUCACUCCAACACUUGCCAUUGCAAUUUCUAAGCCCAUUGACCCAACCAGCAAGUGCAAUCGAAAUCCAAGAGAGUUGACAAAUGUACCAUGUACCUAAAGUAGAACGAGGAACCCCACAGAGCUAAAUGGAAAAUGAAAAUAAAAUCCCUAGGCUAAGCGAAACGAGCAAACGAUUUGUCGCCCAGCUGCAAUGAAACAAAGUGGAAAAUCAACUAUUUUUGAACUGGGCUUGCUGCUUGCCCAGCCCAGCAGGUCAGCCAGCCCCUAGUUCGAGCAGCCAACCCCGAGAUCCGAAAUCCGAAGCCACAAUUAAAGUAAUAUUACGUAGCGCUAAAACGCGAGAACUUGAGGAUCUCAUCAGUUCUAUUUCGCUGUUUUGGGGCAACGCAGGGCCAUCCAAUGAAAGCAAGUAUUUGGGGGCAGGUUUGGGGGAUUCGAAAUCACUGAAAAUAUUCCAGUAGAUACAUUUGUUGUUGUUAAAUAACUCUAUUAUUUCACUAAUUUAACACUGGAGUAUUUAUUUUGAGGAAACCUGACCAGAAUAGUGUUUUGUUUUGCUGGCCAGCACCCAAUUCAGGACCCCCUUUUCAGGGAUUUUAAAACGUUAUUCUAACACCACAUCUUUGGUGAUUUCGAAGCCCCCAGAUUGACUUUGGAAACUUUCCCCGCCCGAGUAAAGUUACCCGAAACCAAGAACGGAAAUUCGAAUUGAAGAGGUCAGCAAGCUCUCGAGUCGACGCAGUUUUCCUUCAUAUAAGUCUCGGUGUUGUUAUUGCUUAUAGAGUACACACAUAACAUAGGCCAAAGCCUCGUCAUCAUAAUAAUAUUCGGAAUGUACAUAACAAAAUACUGGAAUUACUCAGUCUUCGUGCUCGAGAUUGCGCCUUCUUAGCACUCAAAACAGAAAACUUUCCAAUAUUACGGAGGAGGGAGGCGAACAUUGAAAAACACCUUGCAAGAAAAGCCCUUCCCUUAUUUUGGCCUGGAAAAUGUCGCUGGACGACGAAGGAAAAAUAAAAGGAGAAAAGGAGACGUGUGUAAAACAAAACUAGACAAUUUUUUUAUUAUUAAACAUAGUCAAGGAUAAUCAACACGAGGCAUGCGAAGGUGGGCCGCAGUGGGCGAAAUGAUUAUGAGCAACCGCGGAUGUAAGAGAUAUAUUUAUAGAAGUGAACUAUAUGUAUACAUACGACAGAUUGAUUAUAUGAUUAUAUAGUAACUUAUUGUCACAACGCAAGAGCAAUCAAUGUUUAACUUUAUUAAAUGUUACAAAGAGUUUUAAAUACUAAAUAUGCCUAAAGAAAUACAUACAGAUAUGCCUAUGUAUGCAGAUUAUAUUCUAUACAUAUAAUUUGUAGGUGAAGCUAAGAAUAAAAUACUAGACGUACUCGUAGUUUGCCAAAAAUUCGGAGGUGAUUGGAGCGAAUUGUGUCAGCCAAUACAGCAGGUUUAGCCAACUUAUUUGCCCAAGAGUUCUCAAGAGCCCCACGGAAGUGCAUCUGUAAAUCUAUUGUAUCCGCCAGAUAAAUAAGCUAGCAUUAACUGCAACCCAGAAAAUCCAGAAGACAAAGGCCUACACAGGCACUCCCCGGCUGGCACUCCUCGUCAUUUUUUUAUUAGCAUUCAUUUGGGAAUCGUUAACUUGUGUCCUAGCAAUAAUGAUUAAAUACAAGCAAAAUGUGUGUGUCGCUCUGUCUCUGUCUCUAUUGUGUUUGAGAUUACUCGCAUCUUAUAAUGAAUAUUAUUACUAAACUAAGGCGAGGCCAUGGGGAGAAGUGAGCGGCAACAGCGGAGGAAGCGCAGAACGGAAUCCACGGCGGAAAUUAAAAUUACUAAUUAAAACGAUUACUUACAGUAGACCUAAGAAUACAAAGAUUAAAUAAAGAAAACGAUUUCCUUAAAAAUAAA